AUGAUCGGCUUCAAAGGAUAUGGACUAUCGCCAGCUCAACUCUCGGUCUCCGCUAGCUUCAGCUAUUCUGACGGACAGACAUAUUCCAUCACGCAUGGCUCUGUCAUCAUUGCUGCUAUCACAUCCUGCACCAACACUUCGAACCCAAGCGUGAUGCUUGGAGCUGGUCUACUGGCUAAGAAGGCGGUGGAAAACGGCCUUAGUGUACUGCCGUACAUCAAGACUUCUUUGUCUCCUGGAUCAGGAGUUGUCACAUACUACCUCAGGGAAUCCGGCGUGGUUCCGUACCUAGAGAAGUUAGGGUUCGACAUCGUGGGUUAUGGAUGUAUGACGUGUAUCGGCAACUCCGGACCCAUCGACGACAAUAUUGCCAACACUAUCGAAAAGAACGAGCUGGUCUGCUGCGGUGUACUAUCAGGCAACAGGAACUUUGAAGGCAGAAUCCACCCGAACACCAGAGCCAAUUAUCUGGCUUCACCCCUCCUUGUCAUAGCUUAUGCUCUCGCUGGUACCGUCAACAUUGACUUCGAGAAGCAACCCUUGGGCACUCGCUCUGAUGGUACUCCGGUGUUUCUACGCGAAAUCUGGCCUACGAGAGCUGAGAUCCAGGAAGUGGAGACAAAGCACGUCAUUCCAGGCAUGUUUAAAGAGGUAUACGAAAAGAUUGAACAAGGAUCACCGUCCUGGCAGGCUCUCGCCAUACCCCAGGGGAAGUUGUACGGCUGGGAUCCCAACUCCACGUACAUCAAGAAACCACCGUUCUUCGAUGGAAUGACCAGGGAACUAAAACUCGCCCAAGGAGUCCAGAACGCCCGCUGUCUGCUACUCCUGGGUGACUCUGUGACCACAGACCACAUCUCACCGGCCGGAUCCAUCGCGAGGAAUUCUCCAGCAGCCAGAUACCUGGCGACUAGAGGUUUAACGCCACGAGAAUUCAACUCGUACGGCUCCAGACGUGGUAAUGACGCGAUAAUGUCCCGUGGAACAUUCGCGAACAUCAGGCUGGUGAACAAAAUGUCGCCCACGCCCGGCCCCAAGACCACGCACCAUCCCAGCGGUGAUGUCAUGGAUAUAUUUGACGCGGCUGACAGAUACGCGUCAGAAAACGUUCCUCUGAUAGCCGUCGUUGGCAAGGACUAUGGGUCAGGCUCGAGUCGUGAUUGGGCUGCGAAGGGACCUUAUCUAUUGGGUAUUAAAGCAGUAAUUGCCGAAUCGUUUGAACGCAUUCACCGCUCGAACCUGGUCGGUAUGGGCAUCAUCCCUCUCCAGUUCCUCCCAGGGGAGAACGCCGAUACCGUCGGGCUGAACGGCAGUGAGACGUUCACAAUCAACUUACCAGAGAAGCUUAAUCCUGGAGACAUCAUUAGCGUUCAGGUGGACAACGGCAAAUCAUUCCAAGUGAAAGUCCGUUUCGACACGGAAGUAGACUUAACUUACUUCCGUAAUGGCGGUAUCCUGAACUACAUGAUAAGGAAGAUGUUGUAA
This is a messenger RNA of Arctia plantaginis, 1485 nucleotides long. The record is from the annotation of a GenBank genome assembly. Lineage: Eukaryota; Metazoa; Arthropoda; Insecta; Lepidoptera; Erebidae.